AUGGAGUCCAGCUCUAGCAAGGAUGGCCUGAACAAGUCGCCAAUUCUUCAGAGACUCACAAUCUCGAGGCCUCAUGGGUCUGGCACAAAAGGGAACCAAAUACGGCUUCAUACAAACCACUUCAAAGUCUCAGUUCACAGUACUGAUGUCAUCUUCUACCAUUACAAUGUUAAUCUGAAGUAUGAAGAUGAUAAACCAGUUCAAUCGAAAGGGGUAGGUAGAACAGUGAUCGACAAGUUGCAGGACAUCUAUCUGGCAAAUGUGAACUUUGCUUAUGACGGUGAAAAGAACCUAUUCACAAUGUGUGCCCUUCAGAAUGUCAAGGAUGAGUUCAUAGUAGUAGUGGAGGAUGGUUCAUCUGCAAAGACCACUAGGAGUAGGAUCCCUGGAGGAAAUGGAAGUCCAGAAGGAAGUGACACGAAAAGAAUGAAGCGGCCCAUGCCUUGUAAGACGUACAAAGUGGAAUUGAAAUCAGUGGGAAAAAUUCCAUUGAGUGCCAUUGACAAAGUCAUGAGAGGUCAAGAAUCUGAUGAUUGUCAGGAAGCCCUUCAGGUUCUUGAAAUCAUACUUAGGCAAAAGUCAGCAAAACAGCUGAAUGAUGUGUCUACGACUAUGAUUGUGGAACCUGGGCCUGUCAUUAAUUUUAUACUGUCCAACCAGUAUAUCAAGGACCCUUGCAGAAUUGACUGGGGCAAAGCAAAGCGUGCAUUGAGGAAUUUGAGGAUCAAAACCACUCACACGAACUCUGAAUUCAAGAUUUCCAGCCUGAGUGAGAAGUCUUGCUAUGAACAGAAGUUGCCAUUGAAGCAAAGAAACGGCAAUGGAUCCGAUUUCGUGGAAAUAACGGUCUAUGAUUACUACUUGAAGCAUUGGGAAAUAAGACUGCAGGAUUCUGCUAAUUUUCCCUGCUUGGAUGUUGGGAAGCCCAAGCGUCCCACAUAUCUGCCGAUAGAGCUUUGCCAUCUAGUGUCACUGCAAAGGUACACAAAAGCUCUGACUGCACUACAGCGGUCCUCGCUGGUCCAAAGUUCACGGAAGAACCCUAGAGAAAGGAAGUCAGAUUUGUCUGGUGCACUGCAACGCAGUAACUAUAGUUCGGAUGAUAUGCUGAAGAAGUAUGGCAUUUCAAUAGCUUCAGAGUUUGCUCUUGAUGGUAGAGUCCUUCAGGCACCAAAGCUAAAAGCUGGGGAUGGUCAAGAUCUUAUUGCACGUGAUGGGAGGUGGAACUUCAUGAACAGGAAGCCCAUUGAGGCCAAGGGAGUGGACACAUGGGCUGUUGUUAAUUUUACGACAAAGUGGAAUCUUCGGGAUCUUCAGGAUCUUGUUCGGAGGCUCAUUAACUGUGGUGGCAACAAGGGCAUUAUAAUUUCACCUCCUCAAUCUAUAUUUGAGGAGAGGCUUCAAAGGAAUGCAUCUGCGGCUAGUAGAGUUGAUGAUAUGUUAGAGCAGAUUGGAAAGAAGAUUGAAAGAAGCUUUGUGAACCCCCAACUUUCCUGUUGUGUGUUCUUCCAGAUAAGAACAGUGACAUUUAUGCUUGGUGGGUUGAAUUCAUUUUUGGAAAUUGAAAGAAACCAAGCCAUUCCUAGUGUCGAGGGUUCCAACCAUUAUCUUUGGGAUGGAGUUAGUGAGGGCCAGUUUAAUCAGGUUCUGAAUAUUGAGCUGGCUCAGAUCAUUGAGGCAUGCAAGUUUAUUAAAAAGAAUAAGAAUGAUAAUACCUGUCUCCCCAAGUUCACAGUGAUUGUUGCGCAGAAGAACCAUCACACAAGGUUGUUCAGAGAUGGCAAUGAUACGGCUAAUGUCCCUGCUGAACAGUGCCUGACGCCCAUCACCAAUCAACGUGUAAGUGGAGGCCUUGAAGAACGCCAGGACUUCAGGCGAUGUCUUGAUCGGCAGCUGACUCCACGCCCUAUCAUGAUCAGUCUUCUGGAGCCACAGUCACCGUGCUUGCAAUGCAAAACCGGCGAGCUUUAA
Messenger RNA from Miscanthus lutarioriparius, 1971 nucleotides. The record is from the annotation of a GenBank genome assembly. NCBI's taxonomy places the organism in Eukaryota, Viridiplantae, Streptophyta, Magnoliopsida, Poales, Poaceae.